AUGGAUGUCUUUGGUAUGAUAACACGUUUACCGUCAUUGGCUUUUGGUGCAUCACGUUGUGAUGAUAGUUUUGCCGAUCGACUAUCAUAUAAAUAUACAGUUUUUAUGCUUGCUCUUUUUGCUAUUGUUGUCACAAAUAAACAAUUUGGUACUAAGCAUAUACAAUGUUGGGUUCCUGCACAAUUUACAAAAAAUUAUGAGGAAUAUGUCAACGAUAUAUGUUGGGUAUCAAAUACAUAUUAUAUUCCUCUUGAACAAAAAGUACCAAAACUUGAGAUUGAAAGACGUCAAAAUGAAUUACGUUAUUAUCAAUGGAUACCAUUUAUCUUACUUCUUCAAGCAUUUUGUUUUUAUUUUCCACAUAUUAUUUGGCGUUCAUUAUCACGUCGUAGUGGUAUUGAUGUACGUGAUAUAGUUGAUGCAGCUAUUCAUUAUAAAUCAGUUGAUAUAGCAACAAAAGAUGAUGAACAUAAAAAUGAAUUAAUGGAAUAUAUUGUUGAAACAAUUGAUAAAUAUGUUGAUGAUCCACGACGACAAACUAAUAAACGUAGUAAAUGUAUGAAUUUAAAAUAUAUAUUAAUGACAAUAUGUAUUUGUAUGGGAAAAUAUUUGGGUAAUUAUUUAAUUGUUGUUUAUUUUACAACAAAAGCAUUAUUUAUAAUCAAUGCUGUAUGUCAAAUAUUUUUAUUAAAUUUAUUUUUGGGACAAAAAUUUCAUUUAUUUGGAAUACAAGUACUUAAACGAAUUCUUCAAGGACAAGGUUGGGAUACACAAUCAAAAUAUUUUCCAAAAGUAACAUUAUGUGAUUUUCAAAUAAGAGAAACUUUGCAUCAAACUGAUUCACAUCGUUAUACUGUACAAUGUGUUCUUCCAUUAAAUUUAUUUUCUCAACAAAUUUUUACUUUUAUUUGGUUUUGGUAUAUGAUGGUUUUUAUAGUUUCAAUAUUUGAUGUUAUUGUUUGGGUAAUACGUUUUCUUCCUAAUAAACAAUAUAAUUAUAUAAAACGACGGUUACAAUUAAUGAGAUGUGAUAAUGAUUUUAAUAGUCAAUCACCUGAAUAUAUUAAAAGAUGGUAUAUGGAAUUUAUAUAUGGUUAUCUUGAACCCGAUGGUAUAUUUAUGCUUCGUUUAUUAUCAUCGAAUACAAGUGAUUUUGUUUGUACUGAAGUUAUUAAUCAAUUAUGGCAAUCAUUUUAUGCUAAAGAUUUAAAACGAUUAAAACAUACAUACAAACGUGACUUAGGUGGUGAACAAAUUACAUCAGAAAUAAAACGUGAAAUAUCAGAUUCUGUAGAUUCAUUGCAAGGUGAUGAUUCAAUACGACGUCGAAAUAUAAAUUUCUCAUCAAUUUCAACUCAAAAAUCCUCAAUAGAUAAAACAGAUAAUGGUUACGAAUCAUUAACAACAGGCAAAAAAUCUUCUUUUAUACCUCUAUUCGAAGAUGAUGUAUAA
Messenger RNA from Rotaria sp. Silwood1, 1452 nucleotides. The record is from the annotation of a GenBank genome assembly. Lineage: Eukaryota; Metazoa; Rotifera; Eurotatoria; Philodinida; Philodinidae.